GGCGGGCGCGGAGCCGGCGCUGGCCAGGGAGCCGGAUUUGGAGCGCGGCGCCGGCGGGGGCCGGAGGGGGCGGCGCGGCGGACCUCGGUGGCCUCGGACGCUCCUCCUCGAGAGCGGCCGCCGCCCGCCUCCGCCUUGCGCCGCCAGCUCCCUCGCCCCGGCCGGCACCCGCCGCCUCUCCAGGCCGCUCACCCGGGACGCGCUCACCUGGGAAGGGGUGCCGGGCGCCCUCACCUGGGCCAGGAUGAAGGACCGGCUGGAGCAGCUGAAGGCCAAGCAGCUGACACAGGAUGAUGACACCGACGAGGUUGAGAUUGCUAUCGACAACACAGCCUUCAUGGAUGAGUUCUUUUCUGAGAUUGAGGAAACUCGGCUCAACAUUGACAAGAUCUCAGAGCAUGUGGAGGAAGCUAAGAAACUCUACAGUAUCAUUCUCUCUGCACCGAUUCCAGAGCCAAAAACCAAAGAUGACCUUGAACAGCUCACGACUGAGAUCAAGAAAAGGGCCAACAACGUCCGGAACAAGCUGAAGAGCAUGGAGAAGCAUAUCGAAGAAGACGAGGUCCGGUCUUCAGCAGACCUGCGGAUCCGAAAGUCCCAGCAUUCUGUGCUCUCCCGGAAGUUUGUGGAGGUGAUGACAAAGUACAAUGAGGCUCAGGUGGACUUCCGUGAACGCAGCAAAGGGCGCAUCCAGCGGCAGCUUGAAAUUACUGGUAAGAAGACAACAGAUGAGGAGCUGGAAGAGAUGUUGGAGAGUGGCAACCCUGCCAUCUUCACUUCUGGGAUCAUCGACUCCCAGAUUUCCAAGCAAGCCCUCAGUGAGAUUGAGGGUCGGCACAAGGACAUCGUGAGGCUGGAGAGCAGCAUCAAGGAGCUCCAUGACAUGUUUAUGGACAUCGCCAUGCUGGUGGAGAAUCAGGGAGCCAUGAUUGACCGUAUUGAGAACAACAUGGACCAGUCAGUGGGCUUUGUGGAGCGGGCUGUGGCAGAUACCAAAAAGGCUGUCAAGUAUCAGAGUGAAGCCCGGAGGAAGAAGAUCAUGAUUAUGAUCUGCUGUAUUAUCCUUGCCAUCAUCUUGGCUUCUACCAUUGGGGGCAUAUUUGCCUGAAGAAGGUGAGCUGUCUGGGGAGGGGCAGGCCUGCUGUCACUUAACUUGACAGACUUAUAUUCUGGGUGUAUGCCACCCCGGUUACAGAAUAAGGAGUAGGUGAGAAUAAGGAGUAGCUGAAUGUUAGAGAAAAACAAGGAAAGGGAUAUUUUAGAGUUGAUGAAGAAUAACUGGGAGGAGGUAGUGAGGGAGGGAGAUGGGGAGACAAGGUAGCAAUUUGCCUGACUGAGGCUAAUUGGAUGGUGAUUCUCAACAGUGAGGAUGUUUGUUCCUGUUGUAAAAAUGUGAACCCUUGUAUCUGGAAAUGGUAAAAGGAAUUAUAUAUAUAUUGCAUUGAACUUGCCUUAAAACCCCUGCUUCCAAGGCUAGAACAAGCUAGUGCAGUUUUGAGAGAAGUUUCUCACCCCUGCAGGGGAGGUGGUAUCCUGGUCAUGAACACCAUGCUGUGUAAUAUAUAAUUUUUCCUUUCUAUUUUCUGUUACUUCCUCUGCCCUCACAGAUGGAAUCUCAACAGGCAUCUCCAAUCUUCCACCUCUGUGGUGCCAUCACGUCUCCCCUUCAGAGUCCUCAUCAGCUAUGCCUCUUUUCAUUAGGAAACUUACAACACAGGGCACCAAUCAACUGCUUAUUAAAUGUCACACACAGGGGGAACAAAUUAAUGAAAAUGUGGAGUUGAGGCGGGUAGGGAUGAAGGAACAGGGAGCCCAGCAAUAUAAAGUUGGCUUAGAUGGCCCUUAAAGGGCAGGCCUGCAUAGUAGAGAAACAUAAUGGGUCCCUGUUUAGGGUACAACACCCAGAGUCUGAAUGCCAGGAUGGUAUGAAGAAGCAGGUAUUACAGCAUGCCCAACUCAACAGGGUCUUAAUCAAAUUCUGUGAAGUCGUCUCUCAGAUCAUGGUACUCACUACUUCUACACUAAGGCUCUUCAACCUUAACCAACCAGUUGUCUGCUUCCCUCUUCAGGUCCAAGAUUAGUUUUUAAUACAGACGUUGCUUAAGGAUAGGCACCAUGCCUGUCUUAGACACUACUGUGUCCCUACUGCUUAGCACACACAGUGCCUCCACUUCCAGAUACCUGCUUACUUGUAGUCUAGCUUUGAUGCCCUUCAUGGAUGAGUCCCUGGGCUUGGCUUUUAAACUCUUUAAGGUAUUAUUGGGAACAUAGUUUACUAGUAUCAGACAUAGAUGCAAAAAUAUAACAACAACCCCCUAUUACCAUAUCAUACACUUUAAAGUGUUUUGCUUUUGUUUUGGGGGUGGUGGUGAUGGUAAGUAGAGGUUGGGUUUCUAUCAGUGGUGCAAAUUUCUAUCUAUAGCCUCUCAUUUGGCAGAGAUGGUGGUUGGUCUCAGGAUGGAGGUUCACUCACUAAAUUCAUUCCUCCAACAAAAGAAAGUUUAUUCUAUGCUUCAGCUUCCAAACCAGCAUACUCUAUUACCCAGAAUGAGAGAAAGAGUAAUGAGGCUUCUCCUUCAGCCCUUACCAGGUCUGUGUUAGCAGAAGCUACAGAUCAGUGACAUGUACAAGAAACUGGUCCAAGCAUGCCUGCAAUUCAAGGUCUUAUUGUGCUUCACUUGAAAAAAUAAUUUGUUUAGAGAUUAUUACAUUGUAAGACACUCAAUAAGAUAAAUUAAAAAUCUGCUUCUAACUUUUGAAAGUAA
Messenger RNA from Meriones unguiculatus (Mongolian gerbil), 2765 nucleotides. It is a transcript of the gene Stx3, whose product is annotated as syntaxin 3. The transcript has 10 exons. NCBI's taxonomy places the organism in Eukaryota, Metazoa, Chordata, Mammalia, Rodentia, Muridae. The record is from RefSeq and is a predicted model, not a curated record. Gene Ontology annotation, molecular function: SNAP receptor activity; SNARE binding. The coding region runs from base 245 to 1108 and encodes 287 amino acids. Gene Ontology annotation, biological process: synaptic vesicle fusion to presynaptic active zone membrane; exocytic insertion of neurotransmitter receptor to postsynaptic membrane; intracellular protein transport. Gene Ontology annotation, cellular component: plasma membrane; presynaptic active zone membrane; postsynapse.